Penicillium brevicompactum is the source of this 225-nucleotide messenger RNA. RefSeq lists its product as uncharacterized. The record is from RefSeq and is a predicted model, not a curated record. The transcript has 2 exons. Lineage: Eukaryota; Fungi; Ascomycota; Eurotiomycetes; Eurotiales; Aspergillaceae. Bases 1 to 225 code for a protein of 74 amino acids.
AUGAAGCGGGCUAGCGAGCAAAUCCCUAGAUUGGACAGAACUGUGUCCAUGGGACUACCAGACUGGGGCGAGAUUAUGGAUAUGAGGAGCAGCAAGGAUCAUCUAUGGAUGGACGAAUCCGCUGCUGAGAUUGCCCUACGGUUGAUACGAGUGAAUACAAGGGCCGAACAGCAGGUUGGAGAACUGCCCUAUCAUAAGGCAGAGAAGGCAUUCGAGCAGAGUUAG